This is a messenger RNA of Apus apus (common swift), 3449 nucleotides long. RefSeq names its product autophagy related 16 like 1 (gene ATG16L1). Lineage: Eukaryota; Metazoa; Chordata; Aves; Apodiformes; Apodidae. Gene Ontology annotation, cellular component: autophagosome membrane. The coding region runs from base 193 to 2067 and encodes 624 amino acids. Gene Ontology annotation, biological process: autophagosome assembly; negative stranded viral RNA replication. The record is from RefSeq and is a predicted model, not a curated record. The transcript has 19 exons. Gene Ontology annotation, molecular function: protein binding.
AGCAGCGAGGGCCUGUGACGGGGCGCGGCGCCAUGGCGGGCGUGGGGCGGCGGCUGCGGGCCGGGCCCGGGCGCUGAGAGCCUGCCUCGCCGCGGGCCGGGCACGCCGGCCUCCCGGAGCGCCUGCCCGCCCGUCUCCCCCCUCCCUCCGGCUGCCCCUCGCCCCGCUGCCUCUUCCCGCCGCGCCGCGGAGAUGGCGUCGGGGCUGCGCGCCGCCGGCUUCCCCCCGUGGAAGCGGCACAUCGCGGCGGAGCUGCGGCGGCGGGACCGGCUGCAGCGGCAGGCCUUCGAGGAGAUCAUCGGGCAGUAUAACAAACUACUAGAGAAGUCAGACCUUCAUGCAGUGCUGGCUGAUAAGUUUCAAGCAGAAAAAUAUGACAUGCAGAGCAGACAUGAGAUCAGUCCAGGACAUGAUGGCACAUGGAAUGAUGCUCAGCUGCAGGAAUUGGCACAGCUGAAGAUAAAGCACCAAGAGGAGCUGACAGAGCUGCAUAAAAAACGUGGCGAGUUGGCCCAGUCUGUAAUUGAUCUGAAUAACCAAAUGCAGCAGAAGGACAAAGAGAUGCAGAUGAAUGAAGCAAAGAUUGCAGAGUAUUUGCAAAAGAUCUCUGAACUGGAAACAGAGUGCCAGGAAUUGCGUAGCAAACUGCAAGAUCUUGAGCGAGCUAAUCAGACACUGAAAGAUGAGUAUGAUGCUCUCCAGAUCACCUUCAAUGCCUUGGAGGAGAAACUAAGGAAAACUACUGAAGACAACCAGGAACUGGUUUCGCGUUGGAUGGCAGAGAAAGCCCAAGAAGCCAAUCGUCUGAAUGCAGAAAAUGAAAAGGAUUCAAGGAGACGACAAGCCAGGCUGCAGAAGGAGCUAGCAGAGGCUGCCAAAGAACCCCUGCCUGUUGAACCCAGGGAUGAUGAUAUUGAAGUACUUGCAGAUGAAGCCUCUGACACUGCUGAGGAGACAUCUCCAGUGCGAACUGUCAGCCGAACAUCCAGUAAGCGACUCUCCCAGCCAGCUGGAGGCCUUCUGGACUCUAUCACUAAUAUCUUUGGUCUGUCUGAGUCUCCCCUUUUGGGACAUCAAUCUUCUGAUGCUGCCAGGAGACGUUCUUUGUCCUCGUUCCCUGCUCCCCAGGAUAAUGUAGAGCCACAUCCAGGUGCCAGUAAAGAAGUGAGAGUGCCCACCACUGCCAUAUGUGUCUUUGAUGCACAUGAUGGGGAGGUGAAUGCAGUGCAGUUCAGCCCUGGCUCCCGGUUACUAGCAACAGGAGGCAUGGACCGGAGGGUUAAGCUCUGGGAAGUCCUGGGAGAUAGGUGUGAGCCCAAAGGUUCCCUCUCUGGUAGUAAUGCUGGGAUUACAAGCAUAGAAUUUGAUAGUGCUGGUUCUUACCUCUUAGCAGCUUCCAAUGACUUUGCCAGCAGAAUCUGGACGGUUGAUGACAAUCGAUUACGGCACACCCUAACAGGUCACAGUGGCAAGGUCCUGUCGGCCAAGUUCCUGCUGGACAAUGCGCGCAUCGUGUCGGGGAGUCAUGACAGGACCCUCAAGCUCUGGGACCUCCGCAGCAAAGUUUGCAUAAAAACAGUGUUUGCAGGAUCUAGCUGCAACGACAUCGUCUGUACUGAGCAAUGUGUAAUGAGUGGACAUUUUGAUAAGAAAAUUCGUUUCUGGGACAUCAGGACUGAAAGCAUAGUAAAAGAACUGGAGCUGCUUGGAAGAAUCACAGCUCUGGACCUGAACUCAGAGCGAACAGAGCUUCUGACCUGUUCCCGUGAUGAUCUACUGAAGAUCAUUGACCUGCGGGUUAGUGCUGUCAAGCAGACUUUCAGCGCCCAGGGAUUCAAAUGUGGCAGUGACUGGACGAGAGUUGUGUUCAGCCCUGAUGGUAACUAUGUGGCUGCUGGUUCAGCUGAUGGGGCCCUUUACAUUUGGAAUGUGCUCACUGGGAAAUUGGAGAGGACACUUGCAAAGCAUCACAGCUCCUGUAUCAAUGCAGUGGCGUGGUCCCCAGCAGGUGCCCACGUGGUGAGUGUGGACAAAGGGAACAAGGCUGUCCUGUGGGCCGAGUUCUGACCCAACAGGGGGUGGAAGGCAGAGUAACCAGUGGGCCAGGGCCCACAGCACGGACACCCCAGCACAGAUCCAUCCUGAGCGGGGAUAUUGACAAGCACAUGGGCUUCACUUCCAGAGGAAAGGUCUAAAGCAAUGGAGAAGGAGUCUGAGUCAGACUUGUUGUGGCCGUAACUGCACUGUGGCAUUCGGACUCAGCAAGGGAUUAGCUGUUCUGGAUGGAGAAUGCUCCUUAGUGCUGCCUUUACAUGCAGUAUCUAUGCACCAGUGGAGCUGAAGAUACUAGCGGGAUUCCUCACCAGGCAGCUGUGCCAAAUACCCUGUCACACAAAUUAAUCUACAGCACUUCUGAGCUGGAAAGAAGUUACUGUGUAUGCUGACUUAAUACAUGUCCUGUCUCCUGGGUUCUGUUCUUGUGGCCUGGUUCAGGUAUGGGUUGGCAAGAUCCUGAAAUGUGGACAGGUCCUAGGCAGUCUGGAGUGUUGGAACAGCUUUUGAAGGUUGUCUCCUGUGGCUCUGGCAGCUCUCCCUUUGAGUUCCCAGCUCAAGUCAGGUCUGCUCUGAUCCUGGCACCAGUCCUCCAGCACUGUCAUGUGAACUCUUGAGUCGGUUUCACCUGUCCUUAAGGCAAUGGUCUCUUCUUCAGGACUUCUGCACCCAUUUGUUAAAAUGCCCUUCAGCAGCUUGGGUAUCACAAAAAUAGGAAAUUUUAAAUCUUUAUUCCACAGACAGUUUGGGUACUGGGUGUGGGAAGAGAGAAGUUCUACUUGUGUUGUGUUGCUGUGAUAAGGAAUGUAGUCAUACUGUGACUUCAGUACCAGAGUGUAGAUGUUUGGCCCCUUUUCUCUGUUCAUCCGUCCUGUCCUGGCGGCUGUCAGUAGAACACAGAGGAGCAGUGGAGUUAAAUCCCAAAUCCAUGGUUUUGGUGCUGGCAAUUCCAGGCCACUUGCCCCCAUCUUGAGCACACGUGCAAUAUUCCUGUUUGCGCUGGAGCCCUCUGUGCUGCAGAGCAGUGUCUUGGCUAUGUCCCUGUUUGAGCAUCCACAACCAAGAUGUGGUUGGGUGUGAGCUACCUGACAUAACUUGAUUCAGUCAAACCUUUCCACAUCAUCUGGGCCUCAAGACAAGCCACCAGCGUUUUAUUGCCUUUUUAUUUGCACUUUAUUUUCUUCUUUCCUGAUAGUGUUUUACUAAGAAAGUGUGUUCUUUGGAGGGGCUCGAUUAGGGGGUAGCUGCUGUAACAGGCAUCUCUCUAACCUAGUCUUUUGUUCAAACACUUUCUGCAGAGGGGAGUUGGAGUAUAUGGGGCAAAGUUUUUAUUUAUUCAGCUGCCCAUAAGAACUUGAUUGUAAAUAAACCUGUGUUCUGCUUUUAAAACCCCACAA